This is a messenger RNA of Corticium candelabrum, 1308 nucleotides long. RefSeq names its product 52 kDa repressor of the inhibitor of the protein kinase-like. Bases 4 to 1263 code for a protein of 419 amino acids. The record is from RefSeq and is a predicted model, not a curated record. The transcript has a single exon. Gene Ontology annotation, molecular function: protein dimerization activity. NCBI's taxonomy places the organism in Eukaryota, Metazoa, Porifera, Homoscleromorpha, Homosclerophorida, Plakinidae.
GCCAUGGCUGGAAGAAAGAAAGGAGCAGCAGCACGCAUAACACAGCUCUACCCAAAGGCUCUUUAUACGCAUUGCAAUGCGCAUGUUCUCAACCUUUGUGUGGUAAAAUGUUGUCGCAUUCGUGAAAUCCAGAAUGCCAUGGACACCGCUGACAGGAUUUGCCGUUUCUUUGCCAACUCGCCAAAGAGACAGCUUGCUUUAGAAAAGUCGAUAGGAGCGGUUUUGGAUGGUGAGCAUCGCAAAAGAAUAAAGUCACUUUGCAAAACUAGAUGGGUGGAAAGGCACCAGGCCUUUGAGGUCUUCGCAGAUCUCUUACAGCCAUUGAUUUUCUGUUUGGAAGAGAUCAAAGAUUCGGUGGAGUGGAACAGAGAAACCAGAGCUGAUGCACAGUCAUUCUUUCUGGCUUUAACAAGAUUUCCGUUCAUCUUCACUUUAAUACUGACAAAGGAUGUUUUAGCGUACACUAAAGCCCUGAGUGUCAAGUUGCAGGGCCGUUAUGUUGACAUAGUGAAGGCAUACCAGGAAAUAAGGUUUGUCACUUCCACACUUCACAGUGCCAGGGUGAAUGUCACUACAAUCCAUUCACGAGUCUAUCAAAAGGCUUUGGAAGUAGCCGGUAAGGUUAAUGUAGAAGAGAGCUUGCCAAGAACGACUGGACGUCAACAGCACCGCGGCAAUGUGCCUGCAUCUUCUGCAUCCGAUUACUACCGGAAACAGCUGACCAUCCCAAUGCUGGACCAUCUCAUCAAUGAAAUGGGUUACCGGUUUAGCGAAAGUUCUUCAGCUGUUGUUUCUCAAAUCACGCGUCUUUUGCCACCAUCCUUGGCAGUGAGUGACAACAUCUUGUCUUCAGCAGAUAUUCCCGACUUGGUCAAGAUGUAUGGCGAUGAUUUACCAGCCGCAGCUGCUCUGGAUACGGAGCUUCACAGCUGGACAGUGAAAUGGAGCGGGUCGGUACAGUUUGCAGCAGAUAAAGAUACACCCUCGAAGGUUCUCAACCAAAUCGACAAGGACUUCUUUCCAAAUGUUGGGCAGCUGUUAAAGAUAGCAUGCACACUCUCGGUAACAAGUGCGGAGUGCGAACGUUCCAUUAGCCGUCUGCGGUUUUUGAAAACUUGCAUGCGUAGCGGCAUGGGAGAGUCACGCUUGAAUGGCCUAACGCUGCUCCAUGUUCACCGGGAUAUCCCGUGUGAUGCUGAAGCCGUCGUGGAAGAAUUUGCAAAGCGAAACCCACGGCGGCUUCAGCUGUCCGAGUUUUGUUAGCAAUGGUUUGUUUGUUAAAUAGUUAUGUGAGAGAUCUGCCUUGAA